CGUUCGUCGCCCCAAACCCGGAGAAGGGGCGGUGCUAGGGGUGGUGACCGGAAGCGGCUCCGGUUCUCAGCAGUGGUUUAAUAGUUGUCAGAAGGAUCUCAGUGCUCUGUGUCGGAGGGAUGUGGAGGUGAUGGGGCCCCGGGGAGCGUGAGUGUUGGGGAAUUCUGUGUGGUCAGUGGUGGAAUCGGUUGUCUAACCGUGGCUGGAUGAUUCGAUCAUUAUUUUGCAGGCUUUCCUCUUUUCUCAACGUUAAGGUCCUGAAGUUCACUCUAAGACCCCCAAGGUAUACAAUAGAGUGAUUCAACAAUUUGGUUUCUUGGAGUCCUCGUGGAGCCUGUGGGCCAGACCCCGUAGUGGAGGCCGCAGGAGCUGCUUCCUGGCCCCGACAGCUCUCACUGAGUCCACGGACCCCUUGGCUUCAGGCUUGUGGGAGGAGCAUCAGCAAGAGAGCUGGAGGGCUGAGGUCCAGUGGGAACAUGCCAGCCAACCGGAGCUCUCCUAGGCCAUCCUUGGCUCUGGGCAUGGGGACCUGUGACGACUCCUGUGAGGUCUCUGUGUCAUUCGAGGACGUGACUGUGGACUUCAGCAAGGAAGAGUGGCAGCAACUGGACCCAGCUCAGAGACGCUUGUACCGGGAUGUGACGCUGGAGAAUUACAGCCACCUGCGCUCAGUGGGGUAUGAAGUUCCCAAACCAGAGGUCAUCUUCAAGUUGGAACAAGGAGAGGAGCCAUGGAUUUUGGAGAGAAAAACCCCACAUCAGAGCCAUACGGAUGGGAAGUUUGGGAUUAAGACCUCACAAAAGAGAAUUUCUGGAAAAGCUUCCUUUCACGGUGAAAUGGAGGGUGAAGAUACAAGAGAUGACUCACUGUAUUCCAUUUUAGAAGAACUGUGGCAAGAUUCUGAGAAGAUAAAAAGAUACCAGGAAAAACAGAGCAAACCUCUGAGUCAUGCUGCUUUCAUCAAUAAGAAAGUAGUGAAUACAGAGUGGGAUUUUGAAUAUAAAGACAGUGGAAAAUUUGUUCAUCCAAGGCCAAAUCAUAUUCCUUCACCGAAAAGACCGCAUAAAUGUGACUCAUUUGGAAAGAGUUUUAGGCAUAAUUUAGACAUACAUAUUCCUAGUAAAAACAAUGCAGUGAAGAACUUUGAUAAAAAUACCGGACAUGGUCAAGUUUUCACGCAGAGCUCUUCUUAUACUAACCAUGAAAACACUCAUACAGGAGUGCAGUUCUGUGAAAGUGAUCAGUGUGGAAAGGUCCUCAGCCUCAAACAAGCAUUCAGUCACAAUCUGAAAUUUCCUGCUGGGGAGAAAGCAGACAUGUGUUCUGAAUUUGGGAAGAUCUUCACCCAGAAGUCACACCUCUUUCCACCUCAGAGAAUCCACACUAUGGAAAAACCUCAUGAACUUAGCAAGUGCGUAGAUGUGUUUACACAGAAGCCACUACUCAGUAUAUAUCUAAGAGUUCACAGAGAUGAAAAACUGUAUAUAUGUACUGAGUGUGGGAAGGCUUUCAUACAGAAUUCAGAAUUAAUUGUGCAUAAGAAAACCCACACUAGAGAAAAACCCUAUAAAUGCAAUGAGUGUGGAAAAUCAUUUUUCCAGGUGUCCUCUCUACUCAGACAUCAAACAACUCACACUGGAGAAAAACUCUAUGAAUGCAGCGAAUGUGGGAAAGGCUUCUCCCUGAACUCAGCCCUCAAUGUACAUCAGAAAAUUCAUACUGGAGAGAGACACCACAAGUGUGGGGAGUGUGGGAAAGCCUUUACCCAAAAAUCCACACUCAGGAUGCAUCAGAGAAUUCAUACAGGAGAGAGAUCUUACAUAUGUACUGAAUGUGGGCAGGCGUUCAUCCAGAAGGCACACUUGAUUGCCCAUCAGAGAAUCCACACUGGAGAGAAGCCCUAUGAAUGCAGUGACUGUGGGAAAUCUUUCCCUUCUAAGUCACAACUCCAGAUGCAUAAGCGAAUUCACACAGGAGAGAAACCGUAUAUAUGCACUGAAUGUGGGAAGGCCUUUACCAACAGGUCCAAUCUCAAUACUCACCAGAAAUCUCAUACUGGUGAGAAGUCUUAUAUAUGUGCUGAGUGUGGAAAAGCCUUCACGGACAGGUCAAAUUUCAAUAAACACCAGACCAUUCAUACCGGAGAGAAACCCUAUGUUUGUGCUGAUUGUGGGAGGGCCUUCAUCCAGAAAUCAGAAUUAAUUACACAUCAGAGAAUUCAUACCACAGAGAAGCCUUAUAAAUGUCCUGAGUGUGAGAAGUCCUUCUCCAAGAAACCACAUCUCAAAGUACAUCAGCGAAUUCACACGGGAGAGAAACCGUACAUGUGUGCAGAAUGUGGAAAGGCAUUCACUGACCGGUCCAAUUUCAAUAAACACCAGACAAUUCACACCGGAGAUAAACCCUAUAAAUGCAGUGACUGUGGAAAGGGCUUCACUCAGAAAUCGGUCCUGAGCAUGCAUCGCAAUAUUCAUACAUGAAAGUAACCCUUUUUCUUUCAAAUGAGCAAGCCUUAUCACAGAAGUCAGGUCCAAGUGUGUGUUAUAAAAUCCAUCCAAGACAGACCCUCUAUGAAUACGCUGCAUGGUCCAAUGCAUCCAUCCAAGCCUUUCCCACCUGAGAUGAGAAAAAUUAUUCAAAAGAAACCCUCUACAAAUGUGUCGAAUAAAAGGGACUUUCCAUGUUUGCAGGGCCUCACACACUAUAAUAGAAUUCAUCCUGGGAAAAAUGCUGUUGGUAUGAUGCAUUCGGAAAAGCCUCCCUUAUAGAAAGUAUUAUAAAGCAAAUUGUUACCAAAUUCUUUAUAGAUGGAGCUCCAUUUUUAUGUAUUCUAUACAUACAAACGUAUGUGAAGGACAGUCAUGUUUACUGUGUUUUAUUAAGCCAUGUGAAGUGGCAACAAAAUGAAAGGGAGAAAACAAAAUCAUGUAUCUGGUAUGUGGACCUACUCUCAGUUCCAUAGGGUGUUUGUGGCAGAACCCAUUACACAACAGGAGGAGUUAAUGAAUUGAAAUUCUUUUUAGAAUUUAAUAUAAGUGUGUCCAUCAAAUAUCUUUCCUAUUGAAUCCUUGUGUGAAUCCACAGUUUUAAAGUCAUUAUGGUUUUACAUAUAUACACAUCGGCAGACAUAAUCUCACUUGAACACAUAAAUACACAUAAAUACAGUCUUAUCAUUCACACUGGUUUCCGCGACAUCGCUUGUUUCUCUUCUUUCAUUGUGGUACAGUGACAAAACAGCCAGAGACCUCUCCCAUCCUUUAUGCCUACCCCUUUGCAAUGUUACUCUCUUUUUUUUUCUUUUAUUAAGAGGUAGAGAGCUCUCUACUCCUUGACUCUGAGCUUGGCCAUGUGAUUUGCUUUGGCCACUGUACAUUAUUAGCAAAGAGAUUCAAGAGGCUGGAGAAAAGUCUGCCUUGAGUCUUCUCUUGCUGCUUUCUGGAAUUCUGAGACCUUCACAUGAAGAAACUAAAGAGUACUCUAAUGUGGGUAUGAGAAACCUUGUGGAACAGAGAUUAGCGAGCACAGAUAGGAGGCCUCUUAGACCAACUUCCAGUCAUGAAAGUGAGACCUUCCUCAACCUCCAGCCCCUGCCAAAGUGGCCCACGCCAGAAGAGCCAUACCAGUUGCUGCAGCUGACCAAAAGAAUUAUGAGAUACAUAAAAUGCUUCUUGUUUUAAGCUACUAAGUUUUGGGUAGUUUGUUGCACGGAAAACGCUAAACAGUACCUUAAAGUAUAUACUCGUUGGGGGGAUUAUACAAAACACAAGACGUGGCAUUAGCUCUGGGCCUGGGUGGCAGGUGGAGACUGGAAACAAUGAGGAAAACUGUUAAGAAAGACUGGAAAAGACAGCAGCUCAUAUAAUUUACUAAGGAAAAGAAUAGCAAAACAGUCACCAUGCUCUGUGAGAAGAUAGAGAAUCUACCAAAAGAACUUGUGGAUCUGGCUAAGGAGAUUUCCAUCAGAAUGUUGAAAAUACCAAUUUGCUGCUUUUUAGCUGCAAAAGAGAGAUGAACUAAGGAAAUAACUGUUCCAUUUACAAGCAGAAUUCAGAAGAAAUACAAAAAAAAA
This is a messenger RNA of Mustela erminea (ermine), 4069 nucleotides long. It is a transcript of the gene ZNF81, whose product is annotated as zinc finger protein 81. The coding region runs from base 477 to 2480 and encodes 667 amino acids. Gene Ontology annotation, biological process: negative regulation of transcription by RNA polymerase II; regulation of immune system process; regulation of cytokine production. The record is from RefSeq and is a predicted model, not a curated record. NCBI's taxonomy places the organism in Eukaryota, Metazoa, Chordata, Mammalia, Carnivora, Mustelidae. The transcript is spliced from 6 exons.